This is a messenger RNA of Misgurnus anguillicaudatus (oriental weatherfish), 1775 nucleotides long. The record is from RefSeq and is a predicted model, not a curated record. Lineage: Eukaryota; Metazoa; Chordata; Actinopteri; Cypriniformes; Cobitidae.
GUUCUAAAAUAGGACAGAGGGUCUACAGUAUCUGAUGUGAGCUCACAUAACUGUUUGCGCUGUGGGACAGUACGCAUCAUCUACGCUCACAUCAGCAAAAACCGACUCGAGAUCUGAAAUUGAGACAAUACCAAAAGAAAUCAUUCUUCCUGGACUGGUUUCAUUGAAGGCUGAACCCAUCAUCAUGCCUGUGCCAAACACGGAUGUAUCUAAGGUGAAAGAGGUGUUGGAAACAUGUUCGGACUCAUGUGAAGCACAUUUCAACCUGGGAAAGAAAAUCAGCGUUCCCAUGGAUCUAAUGAUGGAGGAGCUCAAUCUUCUGAAAAACAGAGGAUCUAUAAUGUUUCAGGAGAGAAAUAAAAGAGCGGAGAAGUACACCUUGGAAAAUGCCCCAAGCAGGUCACACAAUCUCUCAGAGGAGACCCUUCAAGACCAGAACGCCACACAAGAGGACAAAGGAGAGCAUUUCACCUCAGGAGAGCGCUUAGUCUCUGGAGAGCACUUGACCUCUGGAGAGCGCUUUACCUCUGGAGCGCACUUGACCUCUGGAGCGCACUUGACCUCUGGAGCGCACAUGACCUCUGGAAAGCAUUUGACCUCUGGAGAGGGCUUUUCCUCUGGAAAGCACUUGACCUCUGGAGAGCACUUGACCUCUGGAGCGCACUUGACCUCUGGAGAGCACUUGACCUCUGGAGGGCACUUGACCUCUCAAGACCACAUCACCAAGCCUGGAGACAACAGUAUGGUGUCCAAAUUCAAACACAAAGUAUCCAAAAAAGGAAGUCCAGAUGAUCUUGCUCCUGGUUACGGUGGACCUCUGACUGAGGUUCCUCAUGAGAAGUUCAAUUUCACUGUGAUCCCAAAGUCUUAUGAGUCACCCUGGGAAGACAAGCUUGUUAGCAACAGAGUGCUGUUUGCCAAAAUAAGUACCCGCCUGCAGGAGCCUUCUCACAAACUCCCCCCUGCCAACUUUAAAUGUUUUAACAGAGCUCCAACGCCAUUCUGCGGGAUCACAGGGAUUGUUCAAAAUCUGCCCGGCUUUGAGCCACAACAGUCGGACAUCGAGGCAAACCCGGCCUGGAAAAAGAUGUGUCGCCGCCCCAACUUCAACCGGAUAACGCGGGGCUGGAACAUUGAAGAAUCUCCUGAUCUGUGAGACUUGCGUACUGAUGAAGAUGAUUUUGUUUGUGAGGAAUGAGGGAUGCUUAACGUUAAGCCAGUUGAGUUGCGCGUGCUGAGCCAUGAAAUGCUAAAUAAUACUGAAGUUUACAUGUGUUGCAUUGUUUACAUGAAAGCUAUAUCACGUUCUUUUGUUAAGCUUCUUUAUUCUAACCACAAAAAGACAGCUGUAUAUUAAAAAAUUAUACUAUUGUAAAACACCUUAGGUCAACACGUCAUCAUGUAUGCAAUUAGAAAACAUGCUAAAAGAUAAAUGGGAAAAUGAAGUGGACACUAUUGCAGACUGUAACAUAAGCCCUGGAAUAUUUUUGUAGGCAUAGGAAAAUAUAAAAACAAGUCUUCAGGCUGCUAAGAUGGCCAACAGUGCCCCCACUUGGUAAUUAUUGGUCAUUGCAACCAAUUUGGAAACUAGUUACUACAAAAAGGCAUGGUAUCUGCAUUUUAUAAUAUCACAUAUAAAAUACACCGAAUCUGGUAACAUGUCAGCAGGGUUUUAAGACUUAACAUGACAGAAACCAUUAACACCAAGGUUGUUUUAAAUCAAAAGCAUUAAAAACAUCCAAAACCAUAUUCAUUAAAAAAAAACUUUGUUUACA